Messenger RNA from Cooperia oncophora, 231 nucleotides. The record is from the annotation of a GenBank genome assembly. NCBI's taxonomy places the organism in Eukaryota, Metazoa, Nematoda, Chromadorea, Rhabditida, Trichostrongylidae.
AUGUGGAGUCUCUCGACGUCUCCUUCUCAAGAGAAUGAAAAAGAACUGAAGCAGGAUGUAGAAUGGGCCCUCAACAGCGACAUACAACGUGAUUUGUGCAAUGCGUUACGCAGUGUAGCACUUGUUCGACCUCUUCUGAUUCCACCUCUCGGCCUUUUCCUACGAAUGUCUGUGAGAGGUUGUUCUGGUAGUGUUGCACCUAAACUCGCAUUCCUUCUCAAAAAAUGGUAA